Messenger RNA from Lepus europaeus (European hare), 5619 nucleotides. It is a transcript of the gene AKAP5, whose product is annotated as A-kinase anchoring protein 5. Gene Ontology annotation, molecular function: adenylate cyclase binding; GABA receptor binding; glutamate receptor binding. Gene Ontology annotation, cellular component: plasma membrane; dendritic spine; excitatory synapse. Lineage: Eukaryota; Metazoa; Chordata; Mammalia; Lagomorpha; Leporidae. Bases 329 to 1528 code for a protein of 399 amino acids. The transcript is spliced from 2 exons. Gene Ontology annotation, biological process: positive regulation of adenylate cyclase activity. The record is from RefSeq and is a predicted model, not a curated record.
UCCUGAACAUGAUCUGACUUCAGUAUUUCCAUCAGUAAUAACACCGUCUCCUCAAUAAAAAGGCUCAGGGGCUGAGAACCCACCAGAGGUUGAUCCUUAAAUAAAGCAAACAUGGAUCGAGUGAAGACCUUCCAUGAAGACAUCCCAGAGAGACGCUGCAAGCCGUAGGGCCCUGGAGCCCUGUGUGCCGCACAGCCGCCUGCAGCGACCGCAUGGCGUGAGGGCAACGGGGAGCACCCACCUGGAGGAAGCCCUGGCCGUGUGAGCUCUGCCCACCUUGGGGCCACGAAGGCCGCUGAGCGAGAGCGUCCCGCGGAGCAGCGUGAAGAUGGAGACCUCGGUCUCCGAAAUUCAGGUCGAGAACAAGGAGGAGAGGCGCUCGGCGGAAGCCAGCCCUCGGGGUGAGAGGCCGGGGGACAAGGCGGCCACGCUGUGCUUCAAGCGAAGGAAGAAAGCAGCCCCGGCGCCGAAGCAAAAGCCGAAGCCCGCGGCGGGCUGUGAGGCCCCGGCCGCCGCCAGGCCUGGCCCGGGCCCCGCGGGCACUGGAGCUUCCCAUCAGCCCCCGCGGCGCGCAGGAGCCUGGGCCUCCCUCCAGCGCCUCGUGACGCGCCGGAAGCGGGCGGAUUCCGCGCAGGCGCAGAUGCGUGUGGAGGCGGAAGUGCGGUCGGACGUCCGAGCCGAGGACGCCGCCCUGCCCAAGAAGAGGGUGAGAUCCAGGCUUAAGAUUCCUUGCGUGAAAUUCUCAAGAGGGGGCAAGAAGGGCGCGCGGUCCCAAAUUCUCGAGGACUCCGACUGCAGCGGCAGAGUCCAUGGAGAGGCGGAAGGGUCGACUACCCGGGCCCGGACCCCGUCGGCCGAGCGGGCAGCCAAGGCCGCGCCGGCCCCGGCGCCCCCGGAGGCCUCUGAGGCCCCUGGCCGCGGCCGUGGGCCUUCCGGGGAGCAAGUGAUCGCCGUGGAGCUGGGUUCCGAUGGCGGGCGGCCUGCUGCGCUCGUCCUCGGGAAAGACAGCGACACGGCGCAGGAGGAGGAGGAGGAGGAGCCGGCCGUUCAAGCCCCGCCAGCCGGUGCGCCCGAGGCUGCAGGCACGGAGCAGCGCCAUGAGGCAGAAGCCGAGGACGGCGUCCCCGAGAGCCGGCCGGGUCGGGAAGACUCGGAGGGAGAGGUGGCCGGGGCGCAGACCGAGCCCGAAGACUCUGGAUUGCGCCAGGAAUCAGAUUGGAAAGAAAAUGGCGUCCCUGCAGAGAAACCCCAAGCAGAGGAGAGCAAAAGGAUGGAGCCCAUUGCCAUUAUUAUCACAGACACCGAAAUCAGUGAAUUUGAUGUGAAGAGGUCGAAAAAUGUCCCCAAGCCGUUCUUAGUUUCAGUGGACAAUGAUGAUGGUGUGGAGGGGAGAACUUCAGAACAGUAUGAGACGCUCUUGAUAGAAACAGCGUCUUCGCUCGUCAAGAAUGCCAUCCAGUUGUCUAUAGAACAGCUGGUCAAUGAAAUGGCUGCUGAUGAUAAUAGAAUAAACAGCCCCCUGCAGUGACUUCAUUUCUGGAUCCUGGGAGAGGGCCGAAAGCUCGUGGUGAAUUAUUUUCCACAUUUAUGGCAUUUUAUUUAUUUUUUAUUCAGUGCCAAAUGAGAACUCCUACAAAACUCUCUGGUCCACUGAGACGCAGUCACUUCCGGAUUGGAGGAAGUCUGUGCAGACUUGGAAUGCCGAGUGAAGCGCUGGGCGUCGCUAAGAUGGGGUGUUGAAUGGAGAGCUUUGGGGAGAAAGGAUGUAUUUAUCGAGCACUUACUGUAUGCCCCAGGCUCUUCCAUGUCCUCUGAUGUCACAGAGUCCGGUUGAAACAUUUUUUUCAAAAACUUUUUCUGACAGUGCGUUUUUAUCUUGUUUAAGAUGAUGACUAGGGUGAGCUCUUUUAGUGACAUGCGAUUUUUAGUUAUUACACUCGUAAAGCAAGUCGUCUCACCUCAAGAAAUGUAUUUUGUCAAUUUCAGCAGUGAGUGUGCAGAAUACGCAUGUUGGAAUUAAACGUAAGUGGUUUCUAGUCUUGAGCACUGUUCCUUGCAAAUGCCACUCACUGGUUCCUUCAGCCAGGCACGUACAAAAGUGUGGAAAGAGUGCAUCGUUCCUCCCCAUCUUCCUCCUGCCCCAGUAGGCCUGGAUAUAUCUAUUUCUACAGAGGCUGAUCUGCUAAAGAAAAAAAAAAAAAAAAAAAACAAAAGCAAGACAAAGAGAAGGUUACUUUUUGUCCAAUAGAAGGAAGGAGGCAGACUUCCCAAGUAGCAAAUGGCCACGGCUCACCAUAACACUGGCCUUGCACAAUCACUUCUGAGAAGCUGGUUUGUCAGCCUCUCCUCCCAGAGGGGAGAGUAAAGGACGUCAGAUCCAGGCUUGGAAGUUAAGGUCCUAGGAGGCCACAAUAAUUUAGUGAAAACGUCACUGAUUCGUGGCCAAGAAUGAGCCAUGGGCAUGGUUGACUAGAAAGAGCAAAGUUAUUGCUACAGCACAUUUUAUUUUAAUUGCCAGUAUUCUUUCAUUGUCUCUAGGUGUUGAGAGACCAGCAAAAAGCUUUUUCCAUGGAUAUUGAAAAUCAAGUUUUUCAUUGUGAUUUUCAGUCCAGUUAGUACUUUACCAAGAGGAAAAGGGCUUAUUUGCAAUUUACACAGUUAUUUAAAGGGUAGCUUCUGAUCUCAUCAGUGAUUGCUGAAUUUGUUGACGUGCAAAAGUAUCUCCACAUUUUCCUACCUUCAUGCUUGUAGCCUUUGGGAGAAAUCCUUCAGCUUAGCAAGAUGGAAAGUGGGUCUUUCUACAUACAUGACCCAAGAAAUAAAUUUCUUCAAAUUCUACAAUUCUUAAGCAUGAAGGAAAAAAACCGCUAAGUCAUUCUGAAAAGACUCUUCAGUUCACUAUAUGUGGUGCUAACGGACUUGAACAGCUACCAGCAAAACUUCUAUCACAUUAAAAAGUGAACAGUGGGCAAACCCGAUGAAGUUGAGUGCAUUUAGCCCUGUUUGAAGACUCUGGUCUUCAUUUUCUACAAGGAUGGCUCCAAGCCAACAUAUCUGCAUUGGAAGCUUUCACUAAUUGCUUAAGAAUGAGCAUAGCACUUAUGAGUUAUUAAAAAUAUUUUUGGAAGGUUUAGACAUUUGGGAUUUUUAAAAGCAGUUGCAAGGUCUUUUUUGGUUAAGAAAGUAACUUUUUAUCUAAGUAGUAGGUUUUUUUUUUUUUCCACUGUGCUCUUAUAGGUAUUUUUGGGUAGAAUAUAUUAUUGUCUUUAUGAUGAGAUGUGUGUUCACUUGCAUCCAUCCCUAAGCAAUUUCCCCUCAAUCUUUUCUGAUGAGAGGAUCUCUUUGGAAAAGGAAUCUGAAAAUUAAUUGGUCUCAGUCUCAUUCCAUCCGCUAUGUGGCCAGAUCAUUUUACAGUGAAUUCUAGGGUGACCCAACUUGUUUAAUUGUCAUAGAAAUAAUCAGGAAUCAGAUGGCUUACAAGUCUCAAAAAUAUUUUUAUUAUAAUGGUAUUUAUUUUAAGUAAUUUGACCUUAAAUGCAAAACAUUCACUGAAUGUAAAUAGGUUCUGAUGCAUCCGGUUGACAACAUAAAAAUGUUCAUUUAAAAGGUUUAAACUUAACACCACAUUGAUUUUCAUCUAAAUGCUGCUUUUAGUGCUUUUAUUUAUUAGCUAGGGUUCAGUUUCUCUUUGAACUUGGAAUUUUACAGGAUUGGGGGAGCUAAUCAAAUAUUUGUUCAUUUUUUUCAGCAUAUUAUAUCCCUUCUCUCUUUUUUUUUUUUUUAAGGUUUAUUUAUUUAUUAGAGAGGCAGAGAGAAAGAGGGAGGUCUUUCAUCCUCUGGUUUACUCCCUAAAUGGCUGCAGUGGCCAGAGCUGGGCCAAUCUGAAGCCAGGAUCCAGGAGCUUCCCCCAGGUCUCCCAUACGGGUGCAGGGGCCCAAGGACUUGGGCCAUCUUCUGCUUCUUUCCGAGGCUGUAGCAGAGAGCUGGAUCAGAAGAAGCCGGACUCAAACCGGUGCCCAUAUGGAAUGCUGGCACUGCAGGCAGUGGCUUUACCCGCUUGGCCGUGGUGCCAGCUUCUGUGUUCCCUCUUUUAAGAGUCAAGUUUGCUUCUUACAACCCAGAGAUUAUGAAAAGUCUCCCUUAUUGUAUGUAGCACUGUGCACUUGCCAUUUUUUUCAAACCACCUUAUAGGAUACAAAAAUAGUUCCUGGUAACAUUGAAGUAAAAGUAGCAGAAAACAAAAGAGCUUUCAAACAGAAUUAUGUUCCCUGCCACCUCCUCCACCUCAAAGAAUAAUAAGCAGGUGGCACAACUGGAGUUCUUCAGAGAAGCUGUCUGCAUAAUUUUCUUCCAAGGUAAUGCAUCUGACAGCAUGAAGUUUGCGAUGAUCUCAAUUGUUCUACUGUUUAGUAGGGCCUUAGAGACGCUUUGAUUUACUCCAGAGAGAGGAUGUCGUUUCACCAGUACAUACGGAUAGGCAUCUCGCAGAAAUUGGGCUCAGAAUCACCAGAGACCAGUCACAUCUGGCUCCACGCAAUCCGGUUAAUUUCAUCUGUAUAUUUCUAACUUCAAGUUGCCUUAUUUUUUACAGUUAAGAAUUUUUUAGGGGUUUACAGCAGAAUUUUAAAAAAAUAAUUGUUAGACUUUGGAAUUCCCCUUUUAAUGUCAACUUUAUUGAGAUGUGAAGUGUACAUUCUAAUUUCCUCUGAUAAGCUACACAUCAGAGUUUGACUUUUCUGUCUGCCAAUCUGCAUUUUUAAUAUCUUCAAGGUUGAGAGUUCUUUAGGUUCAAAUUUCUAUGGUGUUUUAUUGUGUAAUAUGAAAUUUUUUGUACAGAAUUCCAAAUUUUGAUCCUAGUACUUUUUUGAAAUAUAAUUUUUUUUUUAUAAUCCUUAUUCAGUUACCAAGAAAUUAUUAGGAAGAAGUGACGUAAAACUUGGGUGUCAUGAUUAAAUUCCUUCUGAUUUAACACAUGUGUUAGGCAUAACACAAGCCAGAAGCUGUUUAAUGAUGGGACAGGUUUGCUGGCCUCCAAGGGCUCAGCUUAGGGAGCAGUGAUGAGAGGAACUAGGGCAGGGGUGAAGGCUGAGAGCCCUGGACGAUUCUGCCGCUCAAGUGCCAUGUAGGGGAGAAGAAAGCGCUGCUGAUUGUUCUGGCGUGGGGCAGGUGUGGUGUGCAUACAGCAGUCUGCAGGCUUUCAGUCCCUGAGCAGUUACACAAUGUAUUCACUCUGAUUUGUGACGAGGUGCAGGAAGAAGCCUGCAUAAUGUUACAUAUUUAUAGUAGUCCUUUGUCUGUAAAAAUGUUAAGUGGAUGAGCUCUUAUGGAAGUAAAAUUCCAUUUUGUAUUUAUCAUUAGAAUUAGUAUUAUAUGACUGUGGCUCAGAUGCUAUUAUUAAAGAAAGAAGAUUCUGUGGAAAAAAGGCUUCAAGGUGAAUUCUCUGUGUGCUGAUGAUAAGUACAGAAUAAACGCUAAGUUGUGUUUGGCCAGACCUCUCCGAUGUGGGGAGGUGAUGUUCAGUUCCCAGGGCUGGAAAGAUCACACUGAACAUUGAUGGAUUCCUGAGUUAACACUGCCAGAGUUCCACAGGCUGUCUAGCAACCCGAGGGGUAACCUCCA